AUGGCCCCAGCUACCCCUAAAACUUCUAAGACUGCACACUUCGAAAAUGGCUCCACAUCUUCUCAAAAGAAAAUGAAGCAAUCGAGUUUGUUAUCUUUUUUCUCAAAACAGGUACCUUCUGGCACACCGUCAAAGAAGGUCCAGAAGCCUACUCCAGCGACUUUAGAAAAUACAGCUACUGAUAAGAUAACAAAGAAUCCACAAGGAGGAAAGACAGGCAAACUUUUCGUAGAUGUAGACGAAGACAAUGAUUUGACAAUAGCUGAAGAAACGGUAUCAACUGUAAGGAGUGACAUAAUGCAUUCUCAAGAGCCCCAAUCUGAUACUAUGUUAAAUAGUAACACGACAGAACCUAAAAGUACCACUACGGACGAGGAUUUAUCAUCUUCCCAAUCUCGAAGGAAUCACAAAAGGAGAGUGAAUUAUGCCGAAAGUGAUGAUGAUGACUCAGAUACUACAUUCACUGCUAAACGGAAGAAGGGUAAGGUAGUUGAUAGUGAAAGCGAUGAGGAUGAAUAUUUACCAGAUAAAAAUGACGGCGAUGAAGAUGACGAUAUUGCAGACGACAAAGAGGACAUCAAAGGAGAAUUGGCAGAAGAUAGUGGUGAUGACGAUGAUUUAAUCUCUCUGGCAGAAACGACUUCUAAGAAAAAAUUUUCAUACAACACUUCGCAUUCUUCAUCGCCCUUUACAAGAAAUAUAUCCCGUGACAACUCAAAAAAGAAAAGCAGGCCAAAUCAGGCACCAAGUAGAUCGUACAAUCCUUCUCAUAGUCAACCAUCAGCGACUUCUAAGUCUAGCAAAUUCAAUAAACAAAAUGAAGAACGAUAUCAAUGGUUAGUGGAUGAACGAGAUGCUCAGCGCCGUCCCAAGAGUGAUCCAGAGUACGAUCCAAGAACACUGUACAUCCCAUCUUCUGCAUGGAACAAGUUUACUCCGUUUGAAAAACAAUAUUGGGAAAUUAAAUCCAAAAUGUGGGAUUGUAUUGUCUUUUUCAAAAAGGGUAAGUUCUUUGAAUUAUAUGAAAAGGAUGCAUUAUUGGCUAAUGCAUUAUUUGACUUAAAGAUUGCAGGUGGAGGACGCGCUAAUAUGCAACUAGCUGGGAUUCCAGAGAUGUCAUUUGAAUAUUGGGCCGCUCAGUUUAUCCAAAUGGGAUAUAAAGUUGCGAAAGUGGAUCAAAGAGAGUCAAUGUUGGCUAAAGAAAUGAGGGAAGGUUCUAAAGGUAUCGUUAAAAGAGAACUCCAGUGCAUAUUGACAUCGGGUACGUUAACUGAUGGAGAUAUGUUGCAUUCGGAUCUGGCUACUUUUUGUCUUGCCAUCAGGGAAGAACCUGGUAACUUCUACAAUGAAACUCAGCUAGAUUCAUCAACGAUAGUGCAAAAGCUGAAUACAAAAAUAUUCGGUGCAGCAUUCAUUGAUACUGCAACUGGUGAGCUUCAAAUGCUGGAGUUUGAAGAUGAUAGUGAAUGCACCAAAUUGGACACAUUAAUGUCGCAAGUAAGACCUAUGGAAGUCGUCAUGGAGAGGAAUAACUUAAGCACACUAGCUAACAAAAUUGUAAAAUUCAAUUCAGCACCCAAUGCAAUUUUUAAUGAGGUUAAAGCCGGUGAAGAAUUUUAUGACUGCGAUAAAACCUAUGCUGAAAUCAUAUCAUCAGAAUACUUUUCUACGGAAGAAGAUUGGCCAGAGGUUUUGAAAUCCUAUUAUGAUACGGGUAAAAAAGUUGGCUUUAGUGCAUUUGGUGGAUUAUUGUAUUAUUUGAAGUGGUUAAAACUGGAUAAGAAUUUAAUUUCGAUGAAAAAUAUCAAAGAGUACGAUUUUGUAAAAUCGCAACACUCCAUGGUUUUAGAUGGUAUCACUUUACAGAACUUGGAAAUAUUUUCCAAUUCGUUUGAUGGUUCUGAUAAGGGUACUUUGUUCAAAUUAUUCAACAGGGCUAUUACUCCAAUGGGUAAGAGAAUGAUGAAAAAGUGGUUAAUGCAUCCAUUAUUACGUAAGAAUGAUAUUGAAAGCAGGCUCGAUAGUGUUGACUCUUUGUUACAAGAUAUUACAUUAAGAGAACAGCUAGAGAUAACAUUUUCAAAAUUGCCAGAUUUGGAAAGAAUGUUGGCCCGUAUCCAUAGUAGGACAAUUAAAGUGAAAGAUUUUGAAAAGGUAAUUACCGCUUUUGAAACGAUUAUUGAAUUACAAGACUCUUUAAAGAACAACGAUUUGAAGGGAGAUGUUUCAAAAUACAUAUCCUCUUUCCCUGAGGGACUUGUGGAAGCUGUCAAAAGCUGGACUAAUGCUUUUGAAAGACAAAAAGCAAUCAAUGAAAAUAUCAUUGUACCACAAAGGGGAUUUGACAUAGAGUUUGAUAAGUCAAUGGAUAGAAUACAGGAGCUAGAAGACGAAUUGAUGGAAAUUCUGAUGACUUAUAGGAAGCAAUUCAAAUGUUCCAAUAUACAAUAUAAAGAUUCCGGAAAGGAGAUAUACACUAUUGAAAUUCCUAUCUCUGCAACUAAAAAUGUCCCAUCAAAUUGGGUUCAAAUGGCUGCGAACAAAACGUACAAGAGAUACUACUCUGAUGAAGUAAGAGCUUUAGCAAGAUCGAUGGCGGAGGCUAAAGAAAUACACAAGACGUUAGAGGAGGACCUAAAAAAUAGAUUAUGUCAAAAAUUUGAUGCGCAUUAUAAUACAAUUUGGAUGCCAACCAUACAGGCCAUCUCUAACAUAGAUUGUUUGUUGGCAAUUACAAGGACAUCUGAAUAUCUAGGUGCUCCCUCUUGUAGGCCAACCAUUGUAGAUGAGGUGGACUCGAAAACGAAUACUCAAUUAAAUGGUUUUCUGAAAUUUAAAUCAUUAAGACAUCCAUGCUUUAACCUCGGCGCUACUACAGCAAAGGACUUCAUUCCUAACGACAUUGAAUUAGGUAAAGAACAGCCCAGAUUAGGAUUGUUAACGGGUGCCAACGCAGCUGGUAAAUCCACGAUAUUGAGGAUGGCAUGUAUUGCCGUAAUUAUGGCACAAAUGGGAUGUUAUGUUCCUUGUGAAUCUGCCGUUCUGACGCCGAUUGAUAGAAUCAUGACUCGUUUAGGCGCUAAUGAUAAUAUCAUGCAAGGUAAAUCUACUUUUUUUGUGGAAUUGGCGGAAACAAAAAAAAUAUUAGACAUGGCUACCAAUAGGUCAUUAUUAGUUGUUGACGAGUUGGGAAGAGGAGGUUCAUCGAGUGAUGGUUUUGCAAUUGCAGAAAGUGUGCUACAUCAUGUCGCGACACAUAUUCAAAGUCUGGGUUUUUUUGCCACACAUUAUGGGACAUUGGCAUCAAGUUUCAAGCACCAUCCUCAAGUAAGACCACUGAAAAUGAGCAUUCUAGUCGAUGAAGCGACUAGGAACGUUACAUUUUUGUAUAAGAUGCUUGAAGGACAAAGUGAAGGCUCUUUUGGUAUGCAUGUUGCGUCAAUGUGUGGCAUUUCAAAGGAAAUUAUUGAUAACGCGCAGAUUGCCGCUGAUAAUUUAGAACAUACUUCUAGGCUAGUCAAAGAACGUGAUUUAGCUGCAAAUAAUUUGAAUGGUGAAGUUGUCUCUGUGCCAGGUGGCUUACAAAGUGAUUUCGUUCGAAUUGCGUACGGAGAUGGACUGAAGAAUACAAAAUUAGGUUCUGGUGAAGGGGUCUUGAACUAUGAUUGGAACAUAAAAAGGAACGUUUUGAAAAGUCUAUUUAGUAUAAUUGAUGAUUUACAAUCCUAA
Molecule: messenger RNA, 3729 nt
Organism: Saccharomyces cerevisiae S288C
Lineage: Eukaryota; Fungi; Ascomycota; Saccharomycetes; Saccharomycetales; Saccharomycetaceae
Gene: MSH6
Product: mismatch repair ATPase MSH6
Exons: 1
Coding region: 1-3729 (1242 amino acids)
Biological process (GO): mismatch repair
Cellular component (GO): nucleus
Molecular function (GO): ATP binding; ATP-dependent DNA damage sensor activity; mismatched DNA binding
Source: RefSeq, marked reviewed